This is a messenger RNA of Amphibalanus amphitrite, 2892 nucleotides long. RefSeq names its product stomatin-like protein 1. Lineage: Eukaryota; Metazoa; Arthropoda; Thecostraca; Balanomorpha; Balanidae. The transcript has 7 exons. Bases 81 to 1367 code for a protein of 428 amino acids. Gene Ontology annotation, cellular component: plasma membrane. The record is from RefSeq and is a predicted model, not a curated record.
AUUUCUCGAUUCAAAUUUCAAAUUCGUUGAAUUUGUAGUCUUCUACAUCAGUAAACCGUGAAUGAGCUCCAAAGAGAACCAUGGACAAGGUUGAAUAUACAGCUGUACCAGUGGAUGAUAAUGAAGUGUCGCUGAAACAGACAGUUAAUUAUGAUUCACCUUUUAGAUACGAAUCAGCAUUUGAUUAUCGCUCAGUUGCCAAGUUUAGUAAAGCUUCUUUUCCGUCAAAAUCCUAUUUUACAUUUUCCAAGCAAACAAACCAUGCACAAGAAAAUGCUGCCGCGGACGGCGACUGUCUGACGCGGCUCGUCUCCGGCCUGCUGCUGUUCGUCGUGCUCUCACUGACGGUGCUCACGCUGCCCGUGAGCGGCUGGUGGACGGUGCGCCGGCUCUCGCAGUGGCAGCGGCUGGUCGUGUUCCGUCUGGGGAAGGUGUUGCCGGCGCGUGGGCCCGGCUGGGCGCUGGUGCUGCCUGGCAUUGACACCACUCAGGUGGUGGAUCUGCGCAACAGGAGCAUCCUGGUGCCGCCGCAGCAGCUGCUAACGAGCGACGGCGCGGUGGCCGAGCUUGGUGCCGAGGUGCUGUACCGGGUCUGUGACGCGCACACGUUCGUCGGCUCCUGUGUGGACCCGCAGGCCUCGCUGCGGUCACUGUGCCGCAGUGUUCUGGUCAAUACACUGGCCUCUCAGGAGCUGGCUGCGAUAACGAGAAAGGCCCCGGAGACGGAGGAGGCCGUCCUUCUCUCCAUCAACAGCACCCUGAAAGACUGGGGCAUGGAGGCAUCAUCAGUCAAAUUUUCUGAGGUGAAGGUCCAUAAGGAGGCCGAGCAUCUAUCGGCGGUGAAUCCUCUUCUGCGUCAGCUGGGCGGCAUGCUGGGCGGGGGCGGGGGCGGCGGGCGGACCAUGGUGGCCGGCCAGGCGCCGCUCACCGCCUCCUGGCUGCCGCCGCAGCCGGACGGCGCGACAGCAGCGCCCCUGGCGGCGGGAACACUAGCGCCCCUGGCGGCGGGAACACCAGCGCCUCUGGCGGAGGACUGUGAGACUGCGGCGGCGCUACGGGAGGCCGUGGCGCGGCUGCCCGUCAACACGGGUCUGGCCUCAGGGGUGUUCCGGAUCGAGACCACAUCGCCCGAGGGCCUCUACCACGUGAUUAUUGGAGAAGGUGUGCGCGAUGUGCGCCCGGGACCGUGUCCGGAGCUGACCGCUGACGUCACCGUCACGCUGACCUCGGCUGACCUGCGUCAGCUGAUCAGCGGUCAGCUGAGUCCGGCGGCGGCCUAUAGCGGCGGCCGGCUGCGACUGCAGGGCAACGUCCACCUGUUGAUGGCACUGGGUACGCUGUUCAGGGAGGCAGGGGCGGGGAUAUAGGGCAACGUCCACCUGCUGAUGGCCCUGGGCACACUGUUCAGGGAGGCAGGGGCGGCGGUGUAGGUGGAGAGUGGGUGGGCACAGAGGGCAGGCGAGGGGGACAGGUGCGGGAUCAGUGAGGAGGGAUGAGGAUUGGAGUGGGCAGUGGAGAGGAAGUAUUGUGGGGACUGUAUUAAAUAUGUGACUGGAUUCAAUCGAGAGGGAAAUGGGCGCCGAUGACCGCUGAAAACAAGGUGCUGUAAAAUCACCAAUGAUCAUCAAUCUAUUUAGACGGAAGAGUUAACUACAGGAUAUGAAACAGAUUAAUGAAAUCUUGUGUUGGUUUACGUCAAAUAAUGCCCCAUGUCAUUUGGUGAAUCCAAUGUCUACAAAUGGGACAGUGAAAGCUCUGACCUACCGAUGGUUUAGUUAGAACGCGGCUCCUUGCGUGUUCACUUUACUCAGCCGCUAAGCUCCCGUAACAAGUCACAAUCGAAUGUCUUUCUUUUAAUCACUGCUGUACUGUGGUUAGCGUAAACAUGUGUAGGCACUCCAGUAGUCGUGUUCCGCACUGAUCGGACAAAAUACCGUAACGCUGUGCCUUUGUCAAUGCUCUAGAUGUUGUGUUGUUUGGCACUAGUUUGUAGUGUAAUUUCGUCGGCGUUGACCCAUCCUUGCCUCCUUCCUUAUCAAGAUGUGGCCAUGUAGAUCUCUGUGUCUUGAAGAGACAUGUGGCGUUCGUUUUAUUUUAUAGCACACUGAUUUGCCACCAUGGGCAUUAGGCAUUACUUAUCCCGCCCUUAUGUGUUCUUGGAGGUUGCGUUGCACGGCCUCGCUAAUGUUAAAUAUGCCGCGGCAGAGCAACAGGCUACAUCUAAAGGCCGGUUUUCGCGAGACUGCACCGGCAAUAGACGGCUUUCGUCGCUUUGCCACUGUCUUAAGACCGAAUUAUGUCGUGGUGUUGACUGCCCAUCCACACAGGCCAGGCCACAUAGGCUAGAAGGGCCCCUCCCGGCCACACCCAAUGAUUCGCCCCGGUCCGAUGGGGGCGGUACGUAUCUAGUCGCUGUACCGGCCGGGGGUCCUAUCGCCACUGAUUCAGGCUCUGUGCCGCGUCCGAUUGUGACCCCAAUCCCCACUCAACGGCAGCCCGGGACGCGUGAUAGCCAACCGGGUGGAGGGGUGUCGUGCAACAAUCGCUUGUUUGAACAGUCAGUCUAAGAUUAUACGGUGCUCUUUAUCACGUGAUGCACUAAAGAAUACUUGGUCAUUCGUCAAAUUGGUUUUUAUUUUGUUUGCUUAUGUCUUUGUGAACCAAUUAUGUGUUUUAUCGUUUGUCUUAGCUGCCAGAAAUCAUUACGACUCUCCAGUUUGCCACCCUAGUUGUUAGCAUCGUCGAUUAGUGCAAUUGAUUUGUGUUCACACCCCGAUCAAAUAAGUGGUCAAGUUUUAUGCAAUGUCUGUAAUGUGUUCUUGCGGCACGAAUAUGUUAUGCUGUAACUUGUGAAUGACUCCAAUGUGUUUGGAAUAUAAAUAUGUGAAUUGA